CAGUGGUGUUCGGUUCAGUUCAUUUGUCAUCUUUGUUGUACAUGUGUACAACAAUCCAACAUUGUUGAACUUCACUGAUAUAAACACACUUUUAAAACCACGUGUGUUUGUUUAAACAUUUUUUGUUUAUUUGAGAUGAUGAUUUCGUAAUUAAUUAUUUGAACAUUCAGUGUUGAUUUUUGUUUAUUUGUUUUUAAAUUGUCCAAAGAUUAAUACCUAAUUCAACACAUUCACCAUGACAUGUGUGGAUCAUAAUUCGAAGAUGAAAAUGUAUGUAACAAGCAUAUUUUUCAUAAUUAUUGGAAUAAUAUUUACCAUAAUUGGUAUGAUAUUAGUAUUAACAUGGCCAUCAUUAUUUGAUUACAUAUUACAUAAUCAAUUAUCAUUAACACCAGGAUCUAAAACAUUCAAAAUGUGGCAAAAGAAUCCAAUACCAUUAUAUUUAGAUUUUUAUUUUUAUAAUUGGACGAACGCAAAUGAAUUGAAAAAUCCAAAUGUGAAGCCUAACUUUGAACAGAUUGGUCCUUAUCGUUUUAAAGAGGAAAAAUUUAAAGUAAAUAUAACAUGGAAUUCAAAUGACACCGUUAGUUUUAAGCAACAACGAUAUUGGUAUUUUGUGCCAGAAGAAAGUAAUGGCGCAUUGGAAGAUGUAAUUACAACAAUUAAUGUAGUGGCAGUUACAGCAGCUUUUCAAACUCGAUAUGAAGGAUACUUUACACAACAAGGCUUAUCAUUGACAUUAUCCGCAAUAGCAGAUCUUACCGUUGAUCGAUCAAUCAGUCAAUUAUUAUUUGAAGGAUACGAAGACCCGUUAAUUAAUAUGGCAAAGACAAUGGAAAAUUUGCAACAUCUAGAAAUUCCACCAUAUGAUAAAUUUGGUUGGUUUUAUGAGCGUAAUGGUACACGUGAUUUUGAUGGUGUAUUUAAUAUGGGAACUGGCGAAGAAGAUCCAACAGACUUUGGUGUAUUGAAGAAUUGGAACUUUAACAGCCGCACCAGAUUCUAUAAAAAUGAGUGCAGUAUGGUAAAUGGUUCUGCUGGAGAAUUUUGGCCAAUAAAUCCAGAACCAACAGAGAUUACAUUAUUUUCAAAUGAUUUAUGCAGAAGUAUUACCUAUGAAUAUGAGAAAAAUGUGUCUGUUGAAGGUUUAAAUGGAUAUAAAUUUACUGCUGGUGAUAAACUUAUGGAUAAUGGUACUAUGUAUCCCGAAAAUAAAUGUUUUUGUAAUGGGGAAUGUGUUCCAUCUGGUUCAGUAAAUGCAUCGGCAUGUCGUUAUGGUGCUCCAGCAUUUGUUUCUUUCCCACAUUUCUAUAAUGCUGAUUUGUCUUACACAAAUAAAAUUGAAGGAAUGCAUCCACAAAAAAAGAAACAUAGUUUUUAUAUUACUUUAGAACCGAAAACUGGCAUUCCAUUAGACGUGGCUGCAAGAUUACAAAUAAAUAUUUUAUUACAACCAUUCGAACAUGUAGCAUUAUUUAGAAAUGUACCAAAAUUAUUUAUACCGGUACUUUGGUUUGAACAAAAGGCAAGAAUUUCACCAGAUAUGGCAAACGAUUUAAAACAACUGUUAUCGAUACCAGAAAUUGGAUGCUACGUAAAUUGGGGAAUGCUUUCAUUUGGAUUACUUAUUUUACUUAUAGUUAUAUUAAACUUCUAUAUUAAUUAUAAAUCAGAAGAUAAGGCAGAGAAAAUGAUUUCUCGUUGGGGUCAAAAUGGUACACAUAGACAGAUGAUAAAAACUGGUGAAUUACCAACGGCAAAUGGUGUAAAAUCUGCCAGUAUUUACACUGAAUGAAGUACAACAUAAUUUUGAUAUAAUUCCUUUUUAGAAGAGACGAAAAAAAGACAUUUCGUUAAAGUUCAAAUUUAUGAUGAAAGACUUAAACCAAAAAUAAGAUCUGUUUAGAAUUAUCGUUAAGUUUUUUACUAUUCAUAUUUAUUAUUAAAAAAUUUUGUUAGUACACUUUUUACGAUUAUCGGUAGUUAACGAAUAACAUAGAAAGAACUAGUUACUUUUUCUUCCCAAUCAGAGAGAACCAAAUUCACGUUUUCUCUAAGUGAUUCAUGGAAACAAUUACAUAAAUAUUUACGAAUUAAAAAAAAUAGAAUCGUAUUAAGAAAGCUUAUUGUGAAUUCAGAAUUAUGUUUUCAAAUUCGACUCAAUCCCGCCCUCGGGUAUUGGGUAAAUCAGAAAUAUGCAAUUCAUUUGGUCAUGAAUAUGCUUUUGAUUACAGACUAGUCAAUUCCAAGGUCUAUUCAACACAGUUGUAAACAGUGGCUGGUUUAAGAAAAAAGAUUCAGGGGUCUAAAUUUAUAAAUAGGGCGGUUUCUUUGUUUUUGUUUUUUAAGGUUCGUUAAUCAACUUAGUGCCAUCUUGUGGAGCCCUUUCCUACAAAUUUUCAUUCCACCCCUUUUUUGCUUCUCUUCCUUAACGAGCUUGGUGCCCCUGUAUGAAAAUUUGCUUUUUACCUCCUUUUAGUAAAUGCCCUUCGGACCAAUUUUGGUGCCCUCUUUCAAUGACCUAAUGGGUAACUGCUACUUUGCCAUUCCUUAAAUGCGCCACUGUUGAUAAAUUCAAGAGAUUGCUGUAGGUGCAAUUGUAAAAAAUACAAUGUAUUAUAAGUUAUAUAAAAACAAGUGAAAACAAACAAUUGACUGAGUUAAUUGUUGAAAUACCAUGUAUAGACAGUGUUGAUGACGUCACGUAAUUAAC
Chrysoperla carnea is the source of this 2713-nucleotide messenger RNA. Its product is annotated as protein croquemort-like. Gene Ontology annotation, cellular component: cytoplasm; membrane. The transcript has 7 exons. The record is from RefSeq and is a predicted model, not a curated record. Gene Ontology annotation, molecular function: scavenger receptor activity. Lineage: Eukaryota; Metazoa; Arthropoda; Insecta; Neuroptera; Chrysopidae. The coding region runs from base 236 to 1795 and encodes 519 amino acids.